CUUAGUCUCAUCGAGUCCACCGUAACGUACGGUCGCUAUGAGUCAUAUAAACUUGGAAAACGCGCCUUCGACAGCUCUAAUGCUGCCUAAAGACGAAAAAGUUGUUGUUAUUCCCGCUCAAGGCGUGGGGAAGAUCUUGAUAAGGGAGGACACGAUAUUAGCUGGUCUCCAGGGCUGUGCCGGAUGUGGAAGGGCGCAGUUUUCGUGUGCUGGAGUCAAGAGUCAAUGGUCUGUGCUUUGUUGGGGCAGACAAUCUGAUAGGAAGUACUAUUUUUUGGUAACGCUGGUGUCGGCCAUAUUUGUUCUGAGUCUUAUCGGCACCAUUUUCUUUUGUUUCACAAACGCCAUCAAUGAUGCUAUAUUAUCUAACAUGGUGAUAAGGAACAACUCCUUGGCCUUCUCGAUAUGGAGACGACCCAACGUGCAGCCUCUGAUGAAGGUCCACCUGUUCAACUACACCAAUUGGCAGAGGGUCAGGGACGGCUUCGAAGAGAAGUUAACGGUGGAAGACGUCGGUCCUUAUGUGUAUGCACAACAGUUGGAGCGAGUGAACAUCAAGUUCGAAGAUGACCAGCUGAGCUUCCAGGAGAGGAACUACUUCAGGUACCUGCCUGAGAAGUCCACUGGAGCUCACUUCGAUCAGGUCAUCGUGCCAAACCUACCACUACUUGGCGUGGUGUCGAAAGCCAAGGACAUGAACCUGAACAAGUUCCAGGAGUUCUCCUUGCAGACUGCGCUCAACUUCGUGCAGAAUAAGGAGGCCUUCGUCAGACUGCCAGUUCACAGAUUCCUCUGGGGUUAUGAGGACACGAUAAUCGACUCCACAAAGCUGAUCCUCAGUCUACAAGGCAAGCUGAAAUUCAAGCAGUUUGGACUCCUGGCUACGAAAAACGACACAUUAUCGGACAGAAUGACCAUCAACACGGGAGAGGUAAACAAGGACAAAAUGAACCUGAUUGAGAAGGUGGAAGGGGAAGAUCACCUCAACUUCUGGGGAAGCCCUGAAUGCAACAGCAUAGAAGGGUCAGACGGCUCAAUCUUCCCGCCUUCCCAGCUGGACCGCAACAGGACCCUGCACGUCUUUAUGCCAAACCUAUGUAGACGAAUCCCCUACAUCUACGAGAAGGACAUUGAGGUGGACGGCAUCACCCUGCUCCGCUACCGCCUCCCCCUGGACGUGUUCGACGACCCCGGGCACAACCCCGGCAACCAGUGCUACUGCGAGAUAGACACGGCCACCUGUCCGCCCAGGGGAGUCAUCAACGUCACAGCCUGCACCAUGGGCGCACCAGCCAUGGUGUCGUUCCCCCACUUCUACCUGGGCGACCCGGCGCUCCGCGCGGAGAUCCUGGGCCUCCGCCCCGACCCCGCGCGGCACGACUCCUACCUCGACGUCCACCCCACCUUAGGCCUAUCACUUAACGGAAAAUCCAGCUUGCAAAUCAACUUCCAAGUGAGGAAAACUGGCAUGUUCACGUCUCUCGGUUUCCUGAAACAAGGCAUCAUCCUACCGGUUGCCUGGAUUGAAAUGAGCGUAGAUGAACUACCGGAGAGCCUUCGCUCGCUAAUCUACCACGGCACAUACUCGACGGCAGCCGUCCAACUCGGUCUAACAGUGACGUGCGUGGUCUCUCUGGUCGUGUCUGCUGUGUGUCUACUAAUGCUGCUGUUCGGGAGGCGACCAAAACCAUGCGCAACUCUAAAAGUACCCAUUGAAAAAACGCAACAGUUAUCGUAAUGUGUAAAUUGAAUAGGAUUUUUGAAAUUAUCCACCGAUUUAUAGGUGUAUACUUUUUACUUUUGAUCUGGAGUUUAUCUGUCACAGAAGUAGAUCAACAAAAAAAAAAUACGAGUCACAGAUAAUCUUUGGGUCAACAUUUUAGAGGAAAAGCGAAGAGCAGAAAUGGAGAUGUCCCAAUUAAUAUUAUAAAUGCGAAAGUCUGUUUUUCGAUCCCAUCGACAAUUUUCUGGAAAUUUCGCGUACACAAACAUUUUGAACAGAGGGGAUAGAGUACUUUCAUCCCGGAAAAACUACUUAUACGGCGAAGACGCGGGCAAAUACUAGUUAUUUAUUGUUUUAAUAUCAUAUCGUUCUUAUUGUAGACAUUUACAGAUGAGGUUUAGCUUAUAUUUUAGCUUAAAAUAUGUUUUUACUUUUUUAUGUAUAAAGGGCUUACCCCCUUACUGGACAAACUCCAUAAAAUGUGAUUUUAUUGAGUUUCAGUUGAGAAAGUCUAGAUCUGCAUAUUUUUUUACACUGUGCACGUCAUACUCAAAUAAAAUUGUACCUUACGAAUUUGUUGUAUAAAAUUCAAUUUUAUUUUGACAUUGUAGGUAAGUUGUCAUGAGAAACGUGCAAAAGCUUUUAUAUGUGAUGUGAAUCUAACAUUCCAGUAACAGUAAAAUAAGAUAAAAUAAGUACAUAAAAUUCCAGUGAAUAUAUAGAUUACAAAAAAAAUUGAAAUUGUACUUAGGUGUGUUAAUUUUACUAUAUAUAAAUCUUCCCAUAAAAGAAAUCUCACGACAUAUUGAGGAAUUAUCAGUAAAGGGCGAAGUGUUGACUUGCAUUUCACUACCGAGUCGAUUCGCAGUAAGACGCAGCUAACCAAUCACAGUGCGCGAUUGUGCCGCGAGCACAACUGCGAAUGAGACUCACUGCGAAUGGACUCGACGGUGAGAUGUACCUAAUAUAGCAAAGUCGCACUACGCACACAGAUCGGCCACGUUAUUUUGUCAACAGUUGUAAUUUUAGGAUUAAAAUGCGUUAAUCAAUCAUAAUGGCGCAACAAUAGUUUUACAAUAGACAGCGUUUUCAUUGAAACACAAACAUUGGAUAUAAUUAUUAUAUAACGUUUAGGGAAACUAUAAUAAGUACAUUAUUAUAUUUUUAUCUAGCUUAAAGUUAAGUAGGUACAUGUGUAAAUAAUGUGUAAAACUGCUAUCAAUAAAAUUUAGCAAAGAUGUAUUUUGAUACGGCCAUUGUAGUUGGUUUUCAAUGUUUUAACCAUGGAAUUAUUACCAUUAAUUAAUUCAAAUCAUUUAUUCAGAAAUUAGACCAUCACAGGCACUUUUUCACGUCAAUUUUUAUAUUAAAUCGGUAGUUAUUUCUCACAAGCUACAAACUACUGGCAUUUCGGAACGACCACUGCUAGAAGAAAUGUCGAAAGAAACUCAUUUGAACAGUGUUGGUCCCUAUCAUGCCAGAAGGGCUUACCAUUGUUUCUUACAAUUUUUUUUUCUAAUAAUAUAUCAAAGUACAUAACGUUAUCAUUAUAUUAUUAUUUGGUUACAACAAAACUUUGAACAACCAAAACGGCAUCCGCUCAGCAUAUGUCGUGGGCCUUUAAUUCGUACCAUGAAACUUACCAACACGUAGCACGUUACUGACAUCCACAUGCUGUCUCUUUUUCCCAUAUAGUGUAUGUAUCGUGUAAAAAGAGAGACGACGUGUUCUAUGUAUUUCAUUGCAUACGUAGCCAGUCAUUGCGUUCGUAAUUGUAAAUAUAGAAAGUAAGACACGAUUUUUUCAAUAUUUUAAUUGAUUAUAUUUUGUAAUAAAAUAACAGUAUACGUUGCGAUGCUCUCUCAAUACAUCUCUAAAAUGAAAAUCAUCAGAAAACCUUGUUGUCUCGGUGAAUAUGACGUUUAGGAAGUAUAAGUUUGGAAUGCAAGUAAGAUGGCAUACGUAUAAAUCCAAGAGGUUUUUGUAAAGCUCGAUACAAUAUUUUUCUCCCGUUAAUUUUACUCAUAUAAUUCUUGUAACUAAUGUUUUAACAUUUUGCACUACAACACACUACAAAAAUUCCCAUCGUGUUGAAAGGUUGGGGAAUAAAGUAGAAUUAUUUCAA
This is a messenger RNA of Plodia interpunctella (Indianmeal moth), 3848 nucleotides long. RefSeq names its product scavenger receptor class B member 1-like. The coding region runs from base 38 to 1738 and encodes 566 amino acids. The record is from RefSeq and is a predicted model, not a curated record. Gene Ontology annotation, cellular component: membrane; cytoplasm. NCBI's taxonomy places the organism in Eukaryota, Metazoa, Arthropoda, Insecta, Lepidoptera, Pyralidae. Gene Ontology annotation, molecular function: scavenger receptor activity. The transcript is spliced from 12 exons.